This is a messenger RNA of Helicoverpa zea (corn earworm), 1631 nucleotides long. It is a transcript of the gene Cwc25, whose product is annotated as pre-mRNA-splicing factor CWC25 homolog. NCBI's taxonomy places the organism in Eukaryota, Metazoa, Arthropoda, Insecta, Lepidoptera, Noctuidae. Bases 239 to 1594 code for a protein of 451 amino acids. The record is from RefSeq and is a predicted model, not a curated record. The transcript has 4 exons. Gene Ontology annotation, biological process: mRNA splicing, via spliceosome. Gene Ontology annotation, cellular component: U2-type spliceosomal complex.
UACUGUAAUUUUCUCAAAACUGUAUUGUUGAGAGCAAAGCGUAAAAUAAAAAUUAUGUUAUGUUGUUGAGUGUUGUAAGUGGAGGGAUUUAGCGUGUUAUUGAAGUGAAUGUGUAGGAACUAGAAUCAAACGGGAAGGAAUUCAAAAAAGGAUUGUUUAUGUUGCUUGUGGCCCAAUGUUUACAUUUUAUAACUGCUCAAACUAAUUCCGCAACGAAACUACCAAACAUUCAUUAAAAAUGGGAGGUGGAGACUUGAACUCUAAGAAGUCAUGGCAUCCAAACACUAUGAAAAAUCAGGAACGCGUUUGGAAAGCAGAACAGGCUGCAGCAGAAGAGAAGAAAAAGAUGUUAGAGCUACAAAGAGAAAGGGCGGAGGAACGUGAUCGUGCUGAACUGAACAGUCUCUUGAAACACAGCAACAGUUCCUCUGUGGAUGACAAUCGGCUAUCUUGGAUGUAUGAUAGACCAGAUAAAAAAGUCGAUCAGGAAGCAUAUUUGCUUGGUAAAUCAAUUGAUAAGAAUGCUGACAUAUCUGAUAAGCCAGAGCAGGAUGUGAUCCCUGCUGUGUCAAGAAGAGUGGUUGGGUCAAGCAUGCUGACUGCGGCUGGUGACGCUCAAGUUGAUAUGUCUCGGAAAAUUCGUGAAGAUCCAUUACUUCUAAUAAAAGAGCGUGAGCGUGCCGCCCGGGCGGCAUUGCUCAAUAAUCCCUUACAACGUCGCCGGCUAGCUGAAUUACUCAGGAAAGAACAGGAUUUAAAGAAAGAAAGCAAAUCCAAGAAGUCACCCAAAAAGAAAGACAAAAAUCUUGAUGAUCUACUUGCAGCCAAACUUAAUGCUCUAGGGGGACAGAAGAGUUUAGAUUUAGCAACACUUUUAGAUUCCGACGAUUCCUCAGGUGAAUCAUCUCCUGACCGUAAAAGACAAUCUAAAAAGAAGAAAAAGAAGGCGAAACAUAGUAAAAAAAAGAAGAAAAAGAAGAGUAAGUACUCAUCUGAAAGUAGUAGUGAAGAUGAGCCAAAACAUAAAAUUAAAGAAAGUAGGAAUGACGAUUCAAAGAGCAGUAAAGAAUCAUUUGAUCAUCGAGCUACGAAAAGCGAAUCAAGAAAAAGGAAAAGUUCCGGAGAUGAUAAUAAAUCUGACAAUGAUGUUGUAUUGCAAAAGAAAUAUAAAAAGGAUUUUACAGAGCCACAUGUUCCGAAGCGUGAAUAUGAGAACCAAUACAAAGGUUCCCGUCGUUACAACGAUGAGAAAAACUACAGUGGUGGAAAUCAUUCUAGAAGCCAAUAUAAUAGAUAUGAUGAGAGUCACAAUAGGCUGGAGAAUAAAAGACGCGGAGGCAUGACUGAGGAGGAAAAGGCUGUAAGAUUAGCUGAAAUGGCAGCUGCAGGGGCCGAGCGCGAGGUGCAGCGCGGGCGCCGCGUGGCCGCGCAGCGCGCCGCCGACGCCGCCGCCGAGCGCGCGCCGCCCGCGACCCGCGCCGCGCCCAGCGCCGCCCGCGCGCUGCCCGACUCGCUCGAGUCGCGCAUCCACUCCAACAGGCAUUACAUACAGCGUGACAAACGACACAUGAAUGAGCAUUUUGCUAGGCGAUAACUUCAUUUAAGGUAAAUAAAACGUAUCAAAUAAUUUA